This is a messenger RNA of Salvia miltiorrhiza (redroot sage), 1190 nucleotides long. RefSeq names its product protein LATERAL ORGAN BOUNDARIES-like. The transcript has 2 exons. The coding region runs from base 424 to 972 and encodes 182 amino acids. Lineage: Eukaryota; Viridiplantae; Streptophyta; Magnoliopsida; Lamiales; Lamiaceae. The record is from RefSeq and is a predicted model, not a curated record.
AAAAUUAUUAGAUGCAGUGUCACACUCAUCUUUUAUAUUGUACCUCUCAUUUAUUAUUGUCUCUGUCUUUUUCUCCUUACAUUCCCUUCUCCAUCCCACUAAAUGCUCUUUGCCUCCUUCCAUCCAUUUAUAUUUUAUCUUUUUCUUUAUUUUCCAACUGAAAUUCCCAGCUGAGUAGAAAACAUUCUCUCCUUCAAUUUAGGGUUUUCCCCCUCAUCCCUCAUUAAUGAGGGUUAACUGCAAGAAUAUCUCAGCUCUCUGAAGUUUCUGUUGCUGCUGUUUCACGCACUCUCUCUCUCCCUCUUUUUGAGAAUUUGAAGAAGCAAACAACAGUUUUUUCUUGAAACAUCUCCCACACAAGGAAAAAGGUAGUUUACUUUUUUUCUUCUUCUGAUCAAAGGGAAACACUAGAGACAGAGAGGUAUGGCUUCGUCGAGUUCGUACAAUUCGCCGUGCGCGGCGUGCAAAUUCCUGCGGCGGAAGUGCAUGCCUGGCUGCAUCUUCGCGCCCUAUUUCCCGCCGGAGGAGCCGCAGAAGUUCGCCAACGUGCACAAGAUCUUCGGCGCCAGCAACGUGUCGAAGCUGCUGAACGAGCUCCUCCCCCACCAGCGCGACGACGCCGUUAAUUCGCUCGCCUACGAGGCGGAGGCGCGUGUGCGCGACCCCGUCUACGGCUGCGUCGGCGCCAUCUCCUUUCUCCAGAGGCAGGUCGACCGCCUCCAGAAGGAGCUCGACGCCGCCAACGCUGACCUCAUCCGCUUCGCCUGCGCCACCGGGAUUCCGCCCUCCCCGGCCCCGGUAGGCCCGCCGCGCCAGCGCCCGGGGGAGUAUAGUAGGAGGAUCGGAGACGGAGGCGGUGGUGGAGGAGGAGGUGGAUUUUAUCAAACACCUAAUAGCUACACAUUCCCUUAUAACUAUCAUUCCCCAUGGAAUGGCAGUUAUAAUCCUCAUGGAGGAGGAGGAGAUAUUUAAGGAGCCAUGAUUUCAUCUCUCUAGGGUUUGCCUCUCCUCUCUCUCUCUCUCCCUCCCUUGGAAAUUAAAUCGUAUUCUGCAGAUUUUUUUUUCUUUUUUUUUUUUUUUGGCUUACAUCAAUUUCCAUUUUCAAUUACAUGUCUAAGUCAUGGUUUUCUAGCUAUGUUUGUAGAGUCACAUGCAUCCCUCUAGCUGUCAAAAAAAAAAUUAUACUAUUA